CUUUAGUUUCUAAUAAAUAAAUUUUUAUUUUAUAUCAAGCAAUGGGAUCUGUAAGUCGACACUAUUCACUCAUAUGCUUCUCUGCUACUGAAUUGUUCAUUGUUCGCUAACAAUUGUCUGACUGUUCGCUAGGAUUGAUGCUCAGGCAGAAAUGAUCACGAACACGAUGUUGCACUCACUUCGAGGACUCAGGAAAUGUUCAGGAAGCUGUACGAAGCUGAUGAAAUGGCGAAGCUGAAGAGAGUUCAAGCCAUCAUGAGAUCAUAUCUUGCAGCGAAGAGAGCCAAUGCGGCCAAAUAUGGGUGCUAUGAGUUCAAAGAAUUUCAUAUCAACGAAAGCUGCUCUACUAGCGAAUAUGUUGAUAGAGUCAUGGCUCAGUAUGGGGGCUACAAAUAUGACACCAGCAAAUCUCUCAAUGCUCGCUAUAAUGACAAACAACGAGUCUUCAAAGGCAAAAGUGUUCAGGAGAACGGCGCUGAGUAUCAGGGAGAACAUGACAAAGAAACUGGCGCUAGACACGGAAUGGGCACAAUGGUUUGGGCUGACGGAGCUAGAUAUGAUGGGUGGUGGCGAAACGACAGGGCUAAUGGGCCUGGAAGACUCAUCAUGGCCAGUGGAGACAUGUAUGAUGGAGAGUGGAUCAACGACAGAGCAAACGGACAUGGCCACUAUAUUCAUUACAGAGGCACCGAGUAUGAAGGCCAGUGGCACAACGACCUGCAGCACGGAGAGGGCAGAGAAACGUUCCCUGACGGGUCGACCUACACUGGCCAGUUUAGACUGGGCAAGAAGUACGGCUCAGGAAAGUUCGAGUGGCCAGAUGGCUCCAAAUAUGAAGGAGGCUUCGAGAACAACAUUAUGAACGGGAAGGGCGAGUACACUUGGGCCGACGGCCGUGGCUACAAUGGAGACUGGGUUGAUGGCCAGAUGCACGGAACAGGAGUAUUCCAGUGGGAAGACGGCAGAAGGUAUGAAGGAGAAUAUCAGCGCGAUCAGAAACAUGGAGAAGGUACCUUUUACUGGCAGGAUGGAAGAAAGUAUGUUGGACAGUGGAGUAAUGGAAAGCAGCACGGUAGAGGUGUGUAUACCACAGCCAGUGGUGAGUCCAGAGAAGGCAUCUGGAAAGAUGGUAACAGACAAAGCUGGGUUGACGAAUAG
Molecule: messenger RNA, 1158 nt
Organism: Moneuplotes crassus
Lineage: Eukaryota; Ciliophora; Spirotrichea; Euplotida; Euplotidae
Source: the annotation of a GenBank genome assembly